This is a messenger RNA of Varroa destructor (honeybee mite), 1111 nucleotides long. RefSeq lists its product as uncharacterized. The record is from RefSeq and is a predicted model, not a curated record. NCBI's taxonomy places the organism in Eukaryota, Metazoa, Arthropoda, Arachnida, Mesostigmata, Varroidae.
UUGUGUUGCGGUGCACACACGACAAACCGUCAUAAACGGAGAAACGAACAGUCCUCUGAGUAGAACCAGCUUAAAUUGUUAUUUUAGUUAUUGUUGUCGUUGCUGCUGCUGCAGAGUGAUUCCUGAGUUGAACACUCCGAGUUGUUAUUGUUGUAGUUGUUGACUUGUCGUUGUUGUAGACCUCACUGUGUUGUCAUUAUCCUCGCUGUGUUCGUCGAAAUAGCAACUAAACUAGCGAAAAUAUGAAGGCUUUUAUCACUCUUGUGGUAUGCGUCGCAUCAACUCGUGCUGGUUUUGAGAGUUCUGGAGGUUGGCAGCAGGCUGCCAGUUCUGGUUGGGACACAACACAAUCUGGAUGGGCUUCGGCGUCUUCGGGCUGGGAAUCAGGCCAGCUUUCGUCGGGAUGGCAACAGGCAGCCCCCUUAUCUUCCGGAUGGGAUGCAGCAUCCGUGUCUUCGGGUUGGGAAACCGCUGCCCCAGCAUCAUCUGGCUGGCAGGCCCCAACACCUCAACAGGAAAAGAAGAUCGUCAUUAUCAAACAGCAACAAAAUCAGGGUCAUGCAAGCCCGUCGUUGACCGUUGCGGGACCAACGCACGUUAUUAAAACUGUUCACCAGGUCCGUACCAUCGACCAAGGUGGCAAGAUUUUGCAUAAGUCUGCAGACGCUCAAGCGAAGGUACUCCUUGUGAAAUCGGUUGCCACAGCUGAGGUCAAGCAUGCUCAGCCUCAGGGAUGGCCCCAGAAGGUUCAGGCCGGUUGGCAAUCCGCUUCCAGCGGCUGGUAAAGCUACGAUCUCUUAAGUAAAAUAAUGUGAGACAUAUGCUUAUAUACAAUUGAAAAUAUUGCUGUACAUUGAUUGCCACGUAGUGGACCUGGUGUGCAAAGGACACGAGAUGCUUCUUUUUAGUAAAUAUAAACGCACUACUCAUCUCAGCCUCCGCAUGAGCGUAAUACCUCUUUACAUCUUCAGCUACCGUCACGUCGUGGACACUUUUCGAUUUGUUACGUGUACACUACGCUAUUGUAAAGUUAGCUAAACACCUUGUGGCUGUCGUGAAUUCGUAAAUAAACAUCGAUUUGUAAAAUGUGUUACAAGAUCGAUAGGAUGAA